Messenger RNA from Diaporthe amygdali, 1743 nucleotides. RefSeq lists its product as uncharacterized. The coding region runs from base 1 to 1743 and encodes 580 amino acids. The record is from RefSeq and is a predicted model, not a curated record. The transcript has 3 exons. NCBI's taxonomy places the organism in Eukaryota, Fungi, Ascomycota, Sordariomycetes, Diaporthales, Diaporthaceae.
AUGCCUUCAUUUCGUGGCAUAAACGUUUCCAUCCUCGCAGAACUGGAGGUCGGGAAGCUGCCCGAGUACCCCCAUCCCGAUGGAUCGUCUGUUCACCUGGGCCCUUCAGACAACGUCCAUCAAGACCCAACACGAGUAUCAAAGGUCAGUCCCACGAUUUCGGUCUACAUUCCGUCCGUGCCAGGUGCCCAGUUCUGGAUCAGCUACAUUGUCGAACAAAAGCCAAAUCCUCCCAGUCACCUGUUCUUCAAAUUGUUCAUGAAUGGAAGACAUAUCACGUCGUGGGGCAUCAACCCCGAGGUCAAGAGCAAGGGGCGGGUAGAAAAAGCUCUGUACGAGCCUAGUGAUCGCUGGAAUCACGAAGAAGACGGCACGAUUAUGAAACCCGACGGAAUCGAAGCCAGAUAUUUCCAUUUUGUGGGAGGCCAGGAGGAGAAGUCUGUCGCAGAGGACGGUGGACUCAUCGAAAUCCAAGUAUUUCGAGCCAAGGGCCGAAAGAGAAGAGCUGCUAAGCUGGAUCAAUACAGACAUCAGGAGAAAUAUGGCAUCGCCGCACCAAGCGGCGGAUUGCUAGAUAACCCGCAAGAUGUUUCCUUCUACGACUUCUACCUCAUUGACCCAAAAGAUGCGCCCUUCGCCAGCUUUCGACUCCAUUAUCGCUCUUGGUCAAACCUCCGCGAGCUAAACCUGAUUCCCGCCGAUGACUCGAGCAUCUUCGAAACAUUCUCUACCAGCACAUUUACCGACAGCGUCGACCCCACACCUGACGCCAGCAUUGAUGACACACCCUUGGAGCGAGGUUUACCUCAAACCGAAACUGUUUGUUUUGAUGCUGAUGAAUCGGUCUUUGACGACGACAGCUUCAGUGAAGAGCAAAAGGGGAUGGUGGAGUGCAGCAAGCCUCGAAAGGAGAAAACGUUUGUGCUCAGGACUCCGCCACAGUUGCGACCAGGAUCAGGAACAAGCCAGAAACUGCCCCAGCCCAGCAAGUCCCUUAGGGACGGGCCUACCGAUGGCAUACCCGAAUGGUAUCUCCAACGUCCCUUGCCGGACCUGCCACUACCAGAAUUACCAGUUGGUGUGCCAAACGAAUCCUACGGCCCUUCGCGGAAGACAUCCACUGCAUCUAUCGCAGCUUCACUUCUGAGCUACGUCAAGGACGCUUCAUUCUUGGACGAAUCUGUUAAGUAUGGCCACGCCCAGGAGGUUCCGGUGUACAAGACCAAGUCAAAUGCUUCUCUUGAUCGCGAUCAGCCCCCGCCAGAUUGCAGCGACCUGUCAGUCUCGGACUACGAAUGUUAUCUGUCAUCCGAUGAUGACUUGAGAGUAAACCAGUCCCAGUCGGCCUUGUCAGAGAACCAUCCAGUCAGUAUGGGAAAAAUGUCGGAAAACAACACAGAUUUCUUAGACAACAAUAAUGGGUCGUCAAUGAUGGGAGAUGGAAAGACCGCCGGUUCGAAGGCUAGCAAGCCAGUGGUGACGGUUGGAGAGAAGGGUAUCGACUUUUCCAGGUUUCCGCACCUUCAACUUGACGAGUGGGAAUGGAUUCGCCGGUCGCCUUCUCCCAAGGUUUCACCCCGCCGAGUGCUCAGCCCAAGGCUUGGUCGGCUCUGGGACACCCUGCGCCGGAACCGGUCUCGUUCACCCCUCAGGCAGCCGCUGUGCGAGGCGCCUGUUCGCAACUAUUCGACACCUCACCUAUUCGCACCAGAUGGGAAGGAGAAGCAUGGCAAUUGGAUCUAG